Bacillus rossius redtenbacheri is the source of this 2524-nucleotide messenger RNA. It is a transcript of the gene vg, whose product is annotated as protein vestigial. Bases 4 to 810 code for a protein of 268 amino acids. The record is from RefSeq and is a predicted model, not a curated record. Gene Ontology annotation, cellular component: nucleus. Gene Ontology annotation, biological process: regulation of transcription by RNA polymerase II. Lineage: Eukaryota; Metazoa; Arthropoda; Insecta; Phasmatodea; Bacillidae. The transcript is spliced from 6 exons.
GGCAUGGGCAGUCCCGGCUCGCCUGCCCUCCGCCACAAGGACGAAGAGCCUCCCACAGCCGGCCGCACCUCCGCUGAAGGUGGCGCUGGCGUGGCCGACGACGACGACGACGACGACGGAGGCAGCUCGGCCGGCAGCCGCGCGCAGUACGUGUCGGCGAACUGCGUCGUGUUCACGCACUACUCCGGCGACGUGGCGGCCGUCGUGGACGAGCACUUCAACCGCGCGCUCUCCUACUCCGAGAGCAAGGGCUCCGGCGAGCCGAACACGCACGGCAAAGAGAGCUCGCCGAUGUCGGCGCGCAACUUCCCGCCGUCCUUCUGGAACAGCAGCUACCAGUCGACGGCGACCGUGACAUCGCACCACGCCGGCGACAUCUAUCCGGACCCGUACCACAGCUCAGCGUCUGCCGCCUCCGACCCGUGGCACUCGCACUACCAGCAGUACAGCGCGGCGGCAGCGCAUCACCACCACAGGGCCGUGCACGAGUACCACCACCACAACAUGGCACAGUACGGCGGGCUGCUGCUGCCUCCAGCGACCAGGCUGCCGCCGCACGUCACUGCGCCGCACCACCAGUACUCCAAGGGCACCGUGGCGCACGAGGCGUGGGGCGGCGCCGCGACGCACUCGGCCGCGCACCACCCGCACCACGCGCACCACGCGCACCACUCGCACGCGCUCGACACGGCCGCCUACACUGCCUACCCUUCCAUGGCAGAUUUCAGAGAGGUCUUGAAGCACCAGUUCAAGAGUCGUCGAAAGACCUGUACUGGUUCUAGUUUGUAUGUGUAUGAAUAUUGCCAAUGAUUUUGUAACGUCAAUGAAGCACCCCCGUUCUUGAGACACUGACUUUUAGCAAGACCACCGUUUAAGGUUUUGUGAAUUGGGUGCAACGUUGUUAUCUAUAAAGGCCACAAAAGCUGUCUAGCUUAACACCUAAACUGUACAAACAUAUAUAUAUAUAUAUAUAUAUAUGGUCAUCAAUUCUCUUAAAAAUAUUUAUGUGGAGCUUUAGAAGAGCAUUUUAUAAAAGGACAGCAAAUAAAAUGACGUGAAUUUUGUAAUUUUUUGUACACACGAUCAUAAGUAGAGUUCCGGAACUUUCGCGGAUUCCUCUGGCCUCAGGAUAGAAGUUAUAGGUGUGCUCGACCCAUGUUUACUUUCCCAUUGGUUGAUUUCUUAGCGAGAACAUUUUUAUCCUUGUUAUUUGGCACUACCUGAUUCGCUUACUUCUCUUAUAGCUGGACAUCGUUGGCUCACGGUCGUAGAGGGGCGUGUCCAGAUAAAUGCGGUCCAAUCAUGAGCACAGUGCGACAGUGUGGAGGUUUGCAUUCUAGCUUGCGACUAAAUGAAUCCGCGAAAUUUCCGUGGCUCUAAUAAUAAGCCAUAACUAGAAGUACAAUCAUCUCCAUACAAAUUUAACGAUUGGAAAACCAGAAUUUUUUACGGUCUUGAUAAAGUAUUAACUGCAAGAUAACAUUUGUUUAGACAUUUCGUAGUGUAAAGUUAUGAACAUUUCUAUUAGUAUAUAUAAUUUCAGUAAAUUAAAACUCAGUAUUUCAGUUGAACAAACGGUAUUAUAUUUCCCACUAGUUUAUGCUAACCGUAUAGGUAUGUCAUUAUCGAAUCGGUUCAAACAUAAUUUCCCCCUUUUUUUAAACAUUUUAGGUUUGAACGUGAACUUUUUUAAUAGACACCAUUUUGUGAAAUUUUUCGCGGUAAAAUUUCUUUUUUUUUUUCAAAAUUUCAGUUUUAAAAAAAAUGAUUUGUAUUUUUACUUUCAUAAUAUUCUUGGAGCGUUCUCAUGUUGAUAGUAAUGAAGACCAACUUACGUUUAAAUCAAACAGCCCAGACAUAUGAAAUUAGACUUUUUUUGUAAAUAGAAAUGUCUGUAAGAUUUAAAAUUUAUAAUCAAAUGAUUCACCAAAAGAUGUCCUAUAACUGAUUACCACUACUUAAAGUAGUUUGUAAAUCACUGUACUUUUAAACAUUAAAAUAAUGUAUAAUAUUAAAAUACUCUACGCUUCCUGUAAUCUCGUGUUAGAAGGUAAUAGUGUUAAAGACAUGUUAAUACUCUCGUACAGUAGUGUAAUUUUUAGACUCUGCAUUCUUUAUACGAUAUCAUAUUUCAUUGUAUGGUUUAUGAAAUCAAAUUAGUGUGUUCAAACAAGGUGAUCCAUGGAUUACACAAACAGAAGAAAUCAAUAUCAUACCAAAUGUAAUGACGUUUGCAGUGUGUUCAUAUUACAGAGAUAUUUAUGCAACAAUUGACUGUUUACUCAUGACUGCAUAUAAAUAUUUAAAAAAUGUUUCAGAAAGAAUAUUUCUGUCAUUUUUAUGACUGAUUUAUAGAAUUUUUGUUUAAGUGAGUCGUAAGUGAAAUGCAUGCAGUAGUGCCAUCGACGUAGCUCUAUUCCAUAGAACGCAAUGUUCUCAGUACACUUAAAAAUAUAUUUCUCAGUGCAGUGCAAUACGUUAGAGGAUUAACGAUUAGUUUUGUUUUCUUUAAGAGGUUUUUGUA